UCGCCAGCAUUCCUUGUUUCCUGCCAUGAGCUUCAGCACGCCCCCGCAACGAGGCUUCGACUCGCAGGCGGAACUGGGCCCCCAGCUCAGCCACCACAAUCCGCGCUUGCCCUCUGGCGUCGCCCUCCAGUCCUACGACAACUUCUCCUCGCUGCUCUCUGAGCCCGCCGGCGCUGACUCGGCCGAUCAUCCCUCCAGUAACAUGCCGAAAGUCGGUGAAACGCGAUGUUACUGGUCCCUCCUCAACUCGGAGCUGCAGUUCCUGUAUCUCGACCCCGUCCUCGCAAACCAUCUCGGGCAGCAGGCCGAUGCGCUCAUUGGCAAGCCCCUGCUCGCCUUCGUCCAUCCCGAUGAGCAGGCCUCCGCCAGGCACGAUCUCGGCAGCGUUCUCGAGUCGCGGACGUUGCACGGCAGUGUCACCCGCGUGAAGUACUGUCGUCUCUCCAGCGUCCGCCGGAAGCUGGGUGCGUCGGAUGCCAUCUCGCCCUGGACCGAUGGCGACAAAAUCGCGGUCGACCAGAACUACAUGGCCGUCGACAUUGUUAUCAAUUGGGCAGCAGAGGGUCUAGUGCUGUGCUUCAUGCAUGCCGUUGUCGAUCUCACGCCGUACGACAAUGAUCCCCGGUAUAAGACCGGCUGGUCAAACUGGUGCAGCACCCCUGCCUACGCCAUGGACAGCCACCAAAUCCAGCUAAUGUACAACCGUCUCGUGCAAUAUGUGCCACAGACCGGGACCCUGGACAGGGUCUUCCAGAUCCUCGCAAACCAGCAAGGAAACAGGCAUUGCUUGAUAAGCUGGCCGCCUGAUCAGGGCGACGGGCACUCCGGGGGUAUCGCGUCCAAGGACUUCGUCCGACUCGCAGAAGAAGUCCAGAUCGGUGAGAACCCUGGCAGUGGCGCUAGCGACGCGAAGACAAGUUGCACGAGGAGGUACAAGGCGCUGCAGACCGUCAACGUUGGAAUGGACGAUCUCAAGGAGGUGGAGAGCAUCUUCAUCCCUCAUGGCACUAUCAUAUUCGCCUGCCAUAAGGUAAACCCCCGGCCCAGCUUGAACGGCGCCGCCUACGGCCAACAGUCGAACGCGUAUUCUCAGCAACCACAGCAGCAACAGCAACAAUACUACAACAACUCGUUUCCGCUGCCAUCCCUCUCCGACCCCACAUCUCAGUACAACGGGUACGUUAACCAGCCUCACGCACAGAUGCAUGCGCAACAACCAUACAACGGCCAAUGGUCCGAGGCCUCUUCCUCUCAGGCACAGCAGUACUACCCGACUCAGCAGCAGGCAUGGACUGCCGCGCCCGCAUCUUCGACUGGACAAAUGCCUUACAUGGACCCGUUGUCACCGUCCUACCCCUAUGUUGGUUCCCAAGAGGGUGCGUCGCCAUCUAAUCUGUCUACCGGCAGCUCGUCUAUCUCUGCGAGUGCCGGCCACGCGAACGGUAACGACGGUAGCGGGGGCAACGUCAAUGACGCUGUCCCGCCGCCGAGACAUGCGUCGCGGCGGAACGGAAGCCCGAAUACUUCUACUACGAGAGACUCGUACGGGAGCGGUGGACGCAGCUCAGGGAACCCGCCCGUGGGUAUCGUGAAAUGUUCCAGCUGCAAGGCUACCCAAAGUCCAGAGUGGCGGAAGGGUCCGAGUGGUAAGAAGGAUCUGUGUAACGCUUGUGGCUUGCGCUAUGCUCGUUCGAGAGCUAAGAAAGAAGGUAUCACGAGUCAGAGACGGCGUAAAGACCGGACCUACGGCUCUACAGCCUCACCUGCAUCUACUGCAUCUCCUGCUGUCAAGUCGGAGCCCCUGCCUCAGACACCACUUACUCCGGCCUCCCCGGCGGCUUCGUAUGCAAGUUCUGCAAUGAGGCGGGGCGGCUACGACGAGGCCCAAAACUCGUUCGGCACGUCCCAACCAAGCGCUGCUCAUAACCUUUCCUCAAAUCUGAACGGGCUUACGCCUUCUCCAUCGCCUUCUCCCUCCACCUCUAAUCCGUUCGGGCAACACUACUCUCAGCAUCCCAACACGGCUUCGCCUACCAGCAGCGGUUUCUAUUCGCCCGUCUCUCCUACCGGUCCUCCCUCCAUGAUGAAUCAGCAGCUGCAUCAGCGCCAGGCCGUGCAUAUGGCCGGUGCUUCUGGGGUUCCGAGGCCUCGGCUGGAUUCGUUAUCUUCCUUCCCCAAUAGUCAUAGCCGCCUUUCUAUCUCCUCGUCAUCCCCUGCCUCGGCGUCCCCGCUUAGUGCCCCCGGUUAUGAUAGGGAGCGGGAACGUGACCUGCAGUCCGGGCAGCGUAUGUCCAUGGGCGGCGACAACGGUUCUGGGAUGGCCUUGCCUCCUACCCCCGUGUCUGCGGGGAUGGAGCCGCAGAGACACCGGAUUUAGGUAUCGUCGCCGACACGAUGAAAACACUGGUGACGUGGAGAAGCCGUUUCCCUAACUAUAUGGUCAAUUGAUGGAACUGUAGGCUUGGCCUUGUGGGCCGUAUAUUAUACUCUACUCCCGCUCGUGCAGUUCGGACACACGCCAAGGACUUGUGCUGACGAAUGUAUUUUAGCAUGGAUUACAAUGACAUCCUCCUUUUAUUUUUCUCCCGCUUCUUAUUCUCAGCGCGCGCCGUUUUCCGCUUUCCCCCCACCUCUUGAACAUAUUUAUCCAUUGCCCCCAUGCCCCCCUUCCUUCUCUUCGAAGCGGCUUGUUCAUAUGAUUUCAGCGUCUAUGUAUUGUACGAUUAUGAAUAGAACCGGCUGCCCGCAUCCCGGGCUCCUUCACUCA
This is a messenger RNA of Gloeophyllum trabeum ATCC 11539, 2767 nucleotides long. RefSeq lists its product as uncharacterized. Bases 26 to 2377 code for a protein of 783 amino acids. NCBI's taxonomy places the organism in Eukaryota, Fungi, Basidiomycota, Agaricomycetes, Gloeophyllales, Gloeophyllaceae. Gene Ontology annotation, molecular function: sequence-specific DNA binding; zinc ion binding. The transcript has 4 exons. The record is from RefSeq and is a predicted model, not a curated record. Gene Ontology annotation, biological process: regulation of DNA-templated transcription.